AUGCCUCUUCCUUCGCUCGAGAAAGCCCCGAAGGCAACAAGCAACAACUCGGCGGCGAAGCGCAAGGCUACUACGGUGGCUGAUGCUGACGGGGACGUACCACUGGCCGCCGCCGGCGCAGAUGCAACAGGAGGAGAUGACUCUGACUCAGGCGACUCGGAUGCAUCCGAGGACCCCACCUUCAUCAAUGUCGAUUUCGACUUCCGUGCUCCUGCCGAGGUAGAUGAGGCUGCGCUGAGACGGCUACUGAGACAGCUCUUUCACACACACGCCAAUGAUCUUGAGCUGUACAAAGUCAGCGAGGAGAUGAUUAGGCUGGCUGCUGGAAAUCAGGUGACUGGGGAGGGUGGCAUGGGGACAGUGAUCAAGGUCGAGGGAGAUGAAGACCAAGCGCCUUUUGCCUUUGUCACUGGUAUCGAACUGAAUGUGAGACAACCAAGCAACGCAGCUUCCUCUCUCUUGACAACGUAUCUGGCUUCUCAACUACCGGCCACUUCUCCCAUUUCUUCUGUCCUCUCAUCGUCAUCCACCUCGUCUCCCGCCUCCAAGCCCUGGCUGUUCCUGCACGAGCGCUUCAUCAACCUACCAGCACAAGUGGCUCCACCCCUCUACCGUCUGCUGACCGAGGAGAUCAUCGCCUCGAUGAGCAGCAGCGGUGCUGGAGAGCCCAGCCAUGCCGUCUUCUUCGGCCGCGUCUUCAGCAAAGAGGCCUACUCUGAUGACGAAGACGAGCCCAUGAAUGGACCAGGUGGGGCUGCAGAGGAUGACGAGGAUAAGCCAAGGGGUAUGAAGGGAGCUAAGAGGAGAAAGGGGAUCACCAAGAAGGCGAAGCUGCCGGUGAACAAGGGAGAGAGGAGAGACUGGGGCUACUUCCGGCCAGAAGAUGAGCUGCUUGAAAAGCACGCCUCGCACACCCACACGUAUCGUUUUCCCCCGCCGCAAAAUGCUGAAGACUCGUACGAGUCGCCCUUGUAUGGGCGCAUCGUGCUAGUGGAAUGGGAAAAGGUCAAGAGCGGGGCUCUGUGGGAUCAGCUCGAGCGGGAGCUGACGGUGCAGGCCAUGGUUGCCGAGCAGCAGUAG
Molecule: messenger RNA, 1080 nt
Organism: Microstroma glucosiphilum
Lineage: Eukaryota; Fungi; Basidiomycota; Exobasidiomycetes; Microstromatales; Microstromataceae
Exons: 3
Coding region: 1-1080 (359 amino acids)
Cellular component (GO): nucleus
Source: RefSeq, a predicted model, not a curated record